Messenger RNA from Emericellopsis atlantica, 2475 nucleotides. RefSeq names its product DNA repair helicase RAD25. Gene Ontology annotation, cellular component: transcription preinitiation complex; transcription factor TFIIH holo complex; nucleotide-excision repair factor 3 complex. The record is from RefSeq and is a predicted model, not a curated record. Gene Ontology annotation, molecular function: DNA binding; hydrolase activity; 3'-5' DNA helicase activity. Lineage: Eukaryota; Fungi; Ascomycota; Sordariomycetes; Hypocreales; Bionectriaceae. The transcript has a single exon. The coding region runs from base 1 to 2475 and encodes 824 amino acids. Gene Ontology annotation, biological process: transcription initiation at RNA polymerase II promoter; nucleotide-excision repair.
AUGCCUCCGAAAAGAAAGGCUGCGCCCAGCGCCGCCAAGGGCGAGGCGAAAGCUGGUAGAACGUCACGCAUGUCGACGCCCGGCGCCGCGACACCUCGUAGCCUCGACGACACGGGCGACGAUGCUGAGGACGAGCCCGUCGUAGGCGAUGAGGAGCUGCAGCGUGAGCUGGAUAAAAACAUAGAUAUCUUCUCGGUGGACAAAUACAAGAAGAAACACACGGUCCGCGAGCCGCUGCCGCACAUAUUUGGUAAUAAUGAUUAUUCGUACCUCGACCUCAAAAAGGACCACCAGAACCGCCCCCUCUGGAUCGAUCCCCAGAAAGGGAGGAUCAUUCUCGAGAGCUUCAACCCACUCGCCGAGCAAGCGCAAGACUUCCUGGUCACGAUCGCGGAACCUCUGUCUCGACCGACGUUUAUGCACGAAUAUGCCUUGACCACGCACAGCCUCUACGCCGCCGUGUCGGUGGGCUUGUCCCCGUCCGAUAUCAUCAGCACCCUCGAUCGAUUCCUCAAGACCCCGCUGCCCGAGGAGAUUCGAAACUUCAUCACGAACUGCACGCAGAGUUACGGCAAGGUGAAGCUCGUGCUCAAGAACACAAAGUACUUUGUGGAGAGUCCCGAUCCAGACGUGCUGCAACUCCUCCUCAAGGACCCGAUCAUCGGGCCGCUUCGUGUCCAGCACGGAGACCAGGAGCUCACCACAGAAGCAGCCCCCAAGCUUGGAGCGUUGGUCAUCCCGGGCACAGGUGCGGCAAAGGGCGUGACGCAGACCAGCGAGCAGCAGCUUGGCGACCACGGCGAGGCUCCCAAGGAGAAGGAUGUGUUCGCGACACUCAACGAGGAUGAUGACGACGAGCAAGACGUUACGCACGCUUUUGAGAUUGCCGACAAGGACGUCGAGACUGUGCAGAAGCAGUGUCUGCUCCUCAACUAUCCCGUCCUCGAGGAGUACGAUUUCCGUCGGGACGAGGUCAAUGCCAAUCUGGAAAUCGACCUUCGGCCCGGAACCCAAAUCCGUCCGUAUCAGGAGAAGAGUUUGAGCAAAAUGUUUGGCAACGGCCGCGCGAAGAGCGGACUCAUCGUCUUGCCCUGCGGCGCAGGAAAGACUCUGGUCGGCAUCACGGCGGCCUGUACCAUCAAGAAGGGCGUCAUUGUGCUCUGCACAAGUUCCAUGUCCGUGGUGCAGUGGCGACUCGAGUUCCUGAAGUGGUCCAACAUCAACCCAGAAGACAUUGUUGCCUUCACUUCGGACAACAAGGGCAGCAUGUUCACGGGUAGCACGGGCAUUGUCGUCACCACAUACUCCAUGUUGACCCAGGCUGGCCAGCGCUCGUAUGACGCCGACAAGAUGAUGAAGUUCUUGACGAACCGCGAAUGGGGUCUGAUGCUGCUCGACGAGGUGCACGUCGUGCCGGCCAACAUUUUCCGAAGAGUCACGUCUUCGAUCAAGUCCCACUCAAAGCUGGGACUGACGGCCACGUUGCUGCGUGAAGACGACAAGAUUUCGGACCUGAACUUCCUCAUCGGACCCAAGCUGUUUGAGGCGAACUGGAUGGAGCUCUCUAAGCAAGGCCACAUUGCCAGGGUUCAGUGCGCCGAAGUCUGGUGCCCCAUGCCGACAGAAUUCUACGACGAAUACCUCAAGGCGCCCGCGCGUAAGAAGCAGCUGCUGUACAUUAUGAACCCGCGCAAAUUCCAGGCGUGCCAGUACCUCAUCAACUACCACGAGGCUCGCGGCGACAAGAUCAUUGUCUUUGCCGACAAUGUGUAUGCUCUGAAGAAGUACGCCUUCAAGCUGGGCCGGGCGUUCAUCUACGGGGGCACGCCCCAGGCCGAACGCCUCAAGGUGUUGGACAACUUCCAGAAGAACCCGGAGCUGAACACCUUGUUCCUGUCCAAGAUCGGUGACACGUCGCUUGAUCUACCGGAAGCCACGUGCCUCAUUCAAAUUUCUUCGCAUUACGGUUCGCGCCGUCAAGAAGCGCAACGACUGGGACGCAUUCUGAGGGCAAAGAGGAGGAACGACGAAGGUUUCAAUGCCUUUUUCUACUCUCUUGUCUCCAAGGACACGCAAGAGGUGUACUUUUCGUCCAAGCGCCAGGCCUUCCUCGUCGACCAAGGAUACGCCUUCAAGGUCAUUACGCAGCUGGCCAACAUGGAGAACACGCCAGACCUUGCGUUCAGCACGCCAGCGGAGCGCCGGGAACUUUUACAGACGGUGCUCGUCGACAACGAAACGGCCGAGGAUGACGAGAUUGACGAUGAUCUCUUCCACAAGGGCAAAAAGGGGAAGAAGAAGGGAACACGUCGCACGGCCGGCACCCUGGGUGAGCUCAGCGGUGGGCAAGACAUGGCCUACAUUGAGCGCAACAAGAAGGUGAACCAGGCUCUGAAGAAGGGCAAGGGGAAGCAGGAGAGCCAUUCCUUCUUCAAGAAAAUCGGACGCGAAAACGCGAGGCGGGCCGCACAAUAG